Messenger RNA from Megalopta genalis, 1534 nucleotides. RefSeq names its product ras-related protein Rab-38. Gene Ontology annotation, cellular component: lysosome; late endosome; trans-Golgi network. NCBI's taxonomy places the organism in Eukaryota, Metazoa, Arthropoda, Insecta, Hymenoptera, Halictidae. The record is from RefSeq and is a predicted model, not a curated record. Gene Ontology annotation, biological process: phagosome-lysosome fusion; endosome to lysosome transport. Gene Ontology annotation, molecular function: GTP binding; GTPase activity.
UAGAUUUCGCUAGUGUACGCCUCCGCUCGCAGGCGCCGAGGUUCCGCAAAAUCGACGUUCGAUCAGUGUUACAAUGUUUACCGCUAGUAUGUAGCACCACUAUUCCGUCGAUCGUAUAUUUUAUAGUGUGCCGUUUUGUGUAUGUUAUUCGAUCGUAUUUCAUUCGGUUCGACGAGUUUCAAACAGUUCCAUGCGAACUGUAAGCUGCACGGGAAUACUCGAUCCGUGACUGCGGACACCGAAAGAGAGAAACGAAAGAAAUGUAAACAGUGCGCGCCGUUCCGCGAAUGUUAUUUUACGAGCGACUCGAGGCAGCUGGAUCAUCGCGGAAAGGUGAACGACAGGAGGAGGGAGAUGUACAAUCGGAAACCGCGGAGGGACUCGGACGCGCUGCUGUCGAAGUUCAGCCAGAAGGAGUUCCUGUUCAAGUUUCUCGUGAUCGGCGACUAUGGCGUCGGUGCGUCGCGGCUGUUUUAUACCCCCGUAUUCGAAAGUUCGCCACCGACUGCGCGCUAUGCCGCUUCCGAAAAACUGCGCUCGUCAGACGGUACACCGAAGGAAAGUUCACGUCGAAUUAUAAGAUCACCAUAGGAGCCGAUUUCGCGAUCAAAUCUCUCGACUGGGAUCCACAGACCAAAAUAAAUCUACAACUGUGGGACGUUGCCGGCCAUGAAAGGUUUGGAUACAUGACUAGAGUUUAUUAUAAAUAUGCAGUGGCAGCAGCUUUGGUAUUUGACAUAUCGCGGAUAGCGACGUUUCAGUCGAUCAAAAAAUGGCUGUCCGAUCUGCGGGAGAAGGUCACGCUGCCGGAUGGCGGGAAUAUACCGGUGGUACUGUUGGCGAACAAAUGCGAUAUUCCUUAUCCCGUUGUGCCGAUCGAGCAGAUCGCGAAGUUCUGCAAGGAGAACAACAUAGGAGCCUGGUACGUGACCUCGGCGAAGGAAAACACGAACGUUGACGUGGCGAUGCGUUAUCUCGUGGAGAACGUGUUGAAAACGAGAAUCGACGGAGGUGUACGUGACUCCGUCAGCCUGCGAGAUAGGCCAGUGAUUCGAGAAAAAACCUCGUGCUGCAAGUCGUGAUCGGUGUUCGCCGAUUGCGAUCGUAUAAUUUCACGAUGCUCGCUACAUAUAUAUAUAUAUAUAUAUAAGUUUUCCUUCGCAAACAUUUUUUUACGCUCACGACCAGACUAGCGCGAUCUUCCAAUUUUUAACCGUGCGACUCGCAUGUUUAUUCAACUAUGGCAAACAUUUAUUCUUAAUCGAAUUUAACAACGAAGUCGAAACAACGAUUGAGCUCUCACCGAUCCAUCGUAUUGCUUGAAAGCGUUCGCGGAUUCACAUUCUCUUUUUCCGCUUGGGACAUCACGUGAAAUUGAAAUUUUUCUUCGAUAGGUUCUCCGGAGAAGAAAGAUAAAACGCGGAAUAGCAGAAAAAGUAUUUAAUUUGUACUUUUUUCCGAUUGUCUUUUUACAGAAUGUUUCGUUUUUAGAUUUGUCUAAGAAGAAUAAAUACAAUUUUCCAAUAUAAAAUCA